Molecule: messenger RNA, 701 nt
Organism: Parathielavia appendiculata
Lineage: Eukaryota; Fungi; Ascomycota; Sordariomycetes; Sordariales; Chaetomiaceae
Exons: 2
Coding region: 34-465 (143 amino acids)
Source: RefSeq, a predicted model, not a curated record
GAUGAUUUUCUUGUUAAGCAAAAACAGCUGGGCAUGACGUACAAGGAGAUCCGGCGCAUGGGCGGGUUCACCGAGGCCGAGUCGACGCUGCGGGGGCGGUACAGGACGCUGACCAAGUGCCGCGAGGCGAGGGUGCGCAAGCCCGAGUGGUCUGAGAUGGAUCUCCGCCUCCUAGAACGCGCAGUCCGCACCCUGACCCUGACCCCGGAUAACCCGACCAACACCUCCAAGGUCCCCUGGAAGAAGGUGGCCGAGUACAUUGUCGCGCACGGCGGGUCGUACCACUUUGGCAACUCGACCUGCCGCAAGCGGUGGGACGAUUUGGUGCGAGAGAUGGCGGCGGUGCGGGGGAAGAGCGCGCGGGAAUGGUUUUUUGAGGAUCAUGAGAUGUAUGAGCAUGAGCAUGAGCUUGGGGGUGAUGCAGGUUUAAAGGGGGGUUAUGCUGGGUUUCGGUUAGGACGUUGAGUGAGGUGCAUUGUGUCGUGGGUGGGAUGGGUGUUGGUUUUGUGGGUACAGGUAGGUACCUAGUUUGGAUGGUGUGGGGAUCGGAGUUUGUUUCGUACAUAUCUGAGGUCAAUAGGGGGAGGCGCCGACCUAAAUCUUUUGCAGGACAAGGUUUGGAGUUCUGGAAAAUGGGGUGUGGAGUUAAUCGUAACCUCGAGUUGGGAGGAGCACGGGAUAGGACCUGAAUUAGAGUGUGU